Messenger RNA from Trematomus bernacchii (emerald rockcod), 4142 nucleotides. RefSeq names its product internexin neuronal intermediate filament protein, alpha b (gene inab). Gene Ontology annotation, cellular component: postsynaptic intermediate filament cytoskeleton; cytoplasm; intermediate filament. The transcript has 3 exons. The coding region runs from base 1 to 1443 and encodes 480 amino acids. NCBI's taxonomy places the organism in Eukaryota, Metazoa, Chordata, Actinopteri, Perciformes, Nototheniidae. Gene Ontology annotation, biological process: intermediate filament organization. The record is from RefSeq and is a predicted model, not a curated record. Gene Ontology annotation, molecular function: structural constituent of postsynaptic intermediate filament cytoskeleton.
AUGAGCUUCGGGUCUGAAUCCUUCUCCGCCUCCUCCUACCGCAAGAUUUUUGGGGAUUCUCCCCGUUAUGCGUCCUCUCCGUCGCGGUCAACCGUUAACAUGUCCUCCAGGACAGGUUACCGGUCCUCCUCUGCGUCCCGGAGCAGCGCAUCAGCCCUGGGCUCGUACAACAGAAAGUCCGGCCGCUCCAUGCCACUGGAGACCUUCGACCUGACACAGAGCAAUGCCCUCAACAAUGAGUUCAAAAUUGUCCGUACCAAUGAGAAGGAACAAAUGCAGGGUCUCAACGACCGCUUUGUCAUGUUUAUCGACAAAGUGCGCACCUUGGAGCAGCACAACGCAGUGCUGGAGACGGAGUUGACCGCUCUGCGCCAGAGGCAGGCCGAACCGUCCCGCUUGGCGGAGCUCUACCAGCAAGAGAUCCGCGAACUGCGCUCCCAGCUGGAGGAGCUGAGCGGGGAGAAGUCCCAGUUCAUGAUAGAGAGGGAUUCCGUCGAGGACGAGCUCCAUAAGGUCAGGGGGAAAUACGAAGACGAGUUCCGCGCCCGGGAGGAAGCUGAGGCCACCCUCAAGGCUUAUAAGAAAGAUGUGGAUGAUGCCACCAUGGUGCGCCUGGACCUGGAGAAGAAGGUGGAAUCUCUCCUGGACGAGAUCAACUUCCUCAGGAAGGUGCACGAGGAGGAGGUGGUCGAGCUGACGGACAUGAUCCAGGCUGCCCAGGUGUCCGUGGAGAUCGAGGUGGCCAAGCCGGACCUCACCUCUGCCCUGAAGGAGAUCCGAGGCCAGUACGAGUCCAUGGCGUCCAAGAACCUGCAGUCCGCCGAGGAGUGGUACAAGACCAAGUUCGCCGACCUGUCCGAGCAGGCCGGCAAGAGCAAUGACGCCAUCCGCGCCAGCAGGGAGGAACUGAACGAGUACAGGAGGCAGCUGCAGUCCAAGACCAUCGAGAUAGAGAGUCUGAGGGGAUCCAACGAGUCUCUGGAAAAGCAGCUGCGGGAGAUGGAGGAAAGGCACAAUAUGGAGAUUGGAAACUACCAGGACAACAUGAUGGAGCUGGAGAACGACCUGCGGUCCACUAAGGGCGAGAUGGCUCGUCACCUCAGGGAGUACCAGGAUCUGCUGAAUGUCAAGAUGGCACUGGAUAUUGAGAUUGCAGCUUACAGGAAACUGCUGGAGGGUGAGGAGACCCGCAUCGGGACUGGGAUCAGCUUUCCCGGCUCCUCCAUGAGCAGCAUCAGUUCCGGUCAAGGCUACAACUACCAGAGCCGCAUGUACAGCAGCUCCGGCAAGAGCUCCAAGAGCAAGGACGAGGAGCCGCAGCAGCAGAGCAAGUCCAUGGGCAAGGUGACCCAGCGCGAGGUUUACGAGGAGACCGCUGUCACCACCAAGAAGAUGGAGAAGCAGCAAGACCCCAGCGACAAUUCCACCAAUCAGAAAAACUAAGAGCCUAUACUAUAAGCUAGUUUUCGACCCUUAACCCGCCAUACUUCUAUUCAUUUCCCAAGCUAGAACAAACCCUGAGCCUUCACACUCACACACUUGUGGGCGUCUACCCUGAACGCCUUGCCUUGUGUUAUAAGCAGAUGGUCAUGGUUUCUAUCUGCUAAAUGUCCGCAAGUGUGUGAGUGAGUGUGGGAUUUAGAUGUUUGUUUUAUCCUUCCCGUUUUCCCCUUUCCCCCCACAUGUGUUCCCCAAAGGAAAUCCAUUAUAAAUCGUCUGUAACAAACACUCUUAACAAAAAACACAGUGCUCUCUCUUUCUAGUUCACACACUCAAACAAUAACAAGCACUUUCGUAGCAUCUCUUACAGAUCUUUCAGAAAGUAAUAUUAUACUGGUCUUUCACACUACUGAAACACGACAGACAAUACAAACUCUGGUCAGGCACAACUACCACAAGCUGUGAGGUACUCUCAACACAUUCCAAUGGAAGCAUGUGUGUGCAUCCACUUACACGGAAAAAACAACCUGCGACAGUUUAGUCAGAAAGCACACAGUUCAAGGAAACCCAUAUGAUAGUGUAUUGCUGAGCCAAUAUUUCAAAGACUAAUUAUCAGGUACAUGAGCAAAUAGUGUCGUUGCACAAUUUCUUCACAUCAUUCUCUUUAAACUCCUUCUUAACUUCCCCGGUGAAGUUUCAUUCCCAAAAGUGGAUUCCCUAAGCUAUUUAAAUAAAAUGUAAUUCAAACAGCAAAAUAAUAAUGGAGCAUAAUUUGCAUGUUGUAUGUAGAUGAUUGCAUGGAAUCCAUCGGUCCAUUGCUCUUUGGCCACAAUGUCAUUGUUCGGUGUUAAAAGGCCGACUCAUGCCUUCCUUUUCACCAUCUUCUAUGCUGAGCGUCAUCAUGCACAAAACUCAUAGAAGUCAUAGACACGCGCUUGUUAGCCUGUAGGCUAGGUAGGAGUUAGGUAGAUGUAAACGCUGUGAAGAUAAGAAUGAGGAAAUCUCUUUAGGCACUUAUACAGGAAGUUAUCUUGCAAAUGUAGAAAGCAGAUUGCACAGUUUGUCGAAGGAUACAAGGAACAGCGGACGUUGAGCAAAGAUGCAGCUAAUAUGAUAUUAAAGUGGAAGCGAUCUUUCUCUUGAAACAUGCGCUUCAGCACAAAUGAACAAGACUCUGUAUGAUCCAUAUGGCUGUAUGCCUACGCCAUUUCAUUUCCCAUGUUGCCAUCAAUGAUGCUUGAAGCACAUGUGAGCCCCAGAAUCCAUACCAUAUCACUCCGCCAGAAGAAAACCAUGGCAUCACCUAGGGCUGGGUAUCGUAAAACAUUUUCGAUACCAGUAUCAACGCACUCCAAUACCAUAACAGAGAACUUGAUUUGAUACCUUUUUUUCUCUACUUCAUGGAUACCUAAAAUGUAAAUGGAUACUUCCUGUUUCCUGAAUUGCCUCCACUAAAUUCAAAUGAUUUCACACCAAUACAUUUUGAAUGUAGGCCAAUCAGACGUCGCGUAAAUCAAAGAAUGUUUGCAUGGAUUGGCUGUGAGCAUACCCAUAAAAAAAGUUGGUUUCUUUUUUAGAUGUGGGUAUAAAAAUGCAUCAAAUGCAGGUUUUGAUGGACUGGAGAGUUUUUCGAAUGUUUUGGUUGAUUUCGGACAAGACUUUCCCGAUACAGAUUACUGAUACCCAGCCCUAUAAUCAAUGCACAAAAUACGUCACAAAAUCAGUUGGAAACGCCAGAUUGCAACACAUUUGAAACAAAUUGACCUCUCACUUUAUUACAGUGGCCAUGACUGAAUAAAAUGUCUGUUGUAGUAAGACCUCACCACUAGAAAUACUCAGUAUGACAGACUAAGGAAUAGCUUGUUUUUUCUGCUUGUGCACUGCCGAAUUUAACACAUCUUAUUGUACUGCUGCUGGUCAUGGCGACCCACGCCUUGACAAACUGCACUCACAACAAAAAAACGACUGAUUGUACGGCAGACUGUUCUGGAACGGGUUUGGUUGUUUUACUUGAGGAUUGUGAUAUUCAUGAGUACUUUAGUACUGUAGUGAGUGUGUCUGUAUCUCUACACAGCGGCCUAUCAUAACAGGGGAUAUUCAGAGCGGCAGCAAAUCUGAAAAUUGGGCAUUUUGUUUCACAGAUUACUGAAUUCAAGUGUAAAGCAGAAGAAAAGAUGUGAGAUGUACAGGAACAUACAAAUGUUAGCAGCAUGUUAUAGUAUACAGCUAUAACAAUGGAUGAAUGUUUCAUGGUUGGAAAUGUCAAGCCUUUAUCUUUACACUGUAAGCCAAAAUAGUUUUCAUUGGUGUCUGAACGAAAACCAUCCAUACUGCUACUACCCCUGCACUGCCAAACCUUUCUUAGUGCACAUGCAACACCACUUCUUCAUGGAAUAAAACAUCAAGCAUUUUCUGAAAAUACAGUAUGUCACCAGUGCAAAACCAACAAUCAAGAUUUAGCCAUAGAUCAAAUAACUGUAGGAUGUGAAAUGCCUUAAAACACCAGCAGCUUUUAUUUUUCUGGUCGUGUGUGAUGUGUAUGAUUCUGUCCAGUGGGGUGUUUAAUCAUUAUUAUGUCUUAUUAGAGCUACCAUGGCUACAAAAAGCAUAGGGAUUGAAUGUAGUUGACAUACCGUUCUCUUUACUGUUAUAACUAUGUAUUGCUGUACGACACCAUAUAUAUCAAUAAAGACUUGACAUUA